Messenger RNA from Malassezia restricta, 1128 nucleotides. Its product is annotated as serine/threonine-protein phosphatase 2A activator. Gene Ontology annotation, cellular component: cytoplasm; protein phosphatase type 2A complex; nucleus. The coding region runs from base 1 to 1128 and encodes 375 amino acids. Gene Ontology annotation, molecular function: protein tyrosine phosphatase activator activity; peptidyl-prolyl cis-trans isomerase activity. The transcript has a single exon. The record is from RefSeq and is a predicted model, not a curated record. Lineage: Eukaryota; Fungi; Basidiomycota; Malasseziomycetes; Malasseziales; Malasseziaceae. Gene Ontology annotation, biological process: mitotic spindle organization.
AUGACACCCUUGGAUGCUGAGGAUCCAAGCGUGCGGGCUCACCUCGCGCGUCCCCGCAAAUGCAUACAGAGCGACACAGACAUGCAUAUAUGGCAACAGAGCGACGCGCAUCACACUAUUCUGCUGUUCCUCAUGCAGCUGAGCGAAGCAUGUGUGAUGCAGCCUACACGCGACGUAGUAUGGCACGAACGCGAGACAUAUGCCGCAUCUGACUCGGUCAUUGAUCGUGUGCUGGCACUGCUGAUCGAACUGGAUACAUGGACAGACGAAAUUGUGCCUGAUACAGGUCCCCAUCGCUUUGGCAAUCUGGCUUUCCGGACAUGGGGUGCGCGUCUGCAGGAACGUGCAGAGGCAUUGCUUCGCAGGUGCCUUCCGCCCCACUUGCAUGCAUUCAUCACAGAGCUCUACGCAUAUCUGGUGGACGCAUUCGGUUCAUUUGUGCGCAUCGACUACGGCACGGGCCAUGAGCUUCAUAUGGUAGCAUGGCUCGCGUAUCUAUACCGCCUGGGGGCGUUGUCUGAAGAGGGUGCGGAGGCUCGGAUAGCGCUCGAAGUCAUUCCUGCCUACCUGCGUGUGGUGUGGCACCUGCAGGACCGAUACACCCUCGAGCCGGCUGGCAGUCACGGCGUAUGGGGUCUGGACGACUUCCACUUCGUGCCGUACAUCCUCGGCGCGGCUCAGCUCCGCGACACGACAAUGUCGCCACUGCAGAUGGCUGACCUCUCGCUCUACCCCCACGCACGAAUGCGUGAGCCACGCGUUGGUCCACGCCUAUCGCCGCGCGACACGAUCAUGUACAUCGCUCCGACGCAUGCAUCACCGAUGCCCAAUAUGUAUACGUCGUCGCUUGCGCGCAUCCAUUCGCUCAAGCGUGGACCAUUCUCUGAGCAUUCGCCGCUCCUCUUCGACAUCUCGCGCAACGUGCCUACGUGGCCCAAGGUACAUGCAGGCAUGCUCAAGAUGUACGAUGCCGAGUGCCUCCUGAAGCGCCCGGUCGUCCAGCACUUUGUAUUUGGUGGCGUAGGGUACGUGUGGCCUCACACCGAGACACACGCACCACCACGGCCCACGCGGAUGACGCCUGCUGUCGGCGCCCGCCCCACAAUGCAUCCUCGACAUGCUCAAUGA